Rotaria sordida is the source of this 639-nucleotide messenger RNA. The record is from the annotation of a GenBank genome assembly. Lineage: Eukaryota; Metazoa; Rotifera; Eurotatoria; Philodinida; Philodinidae.
AUGUCGUAUCCAAUUCAACAAUAUAUUCCAAACAACGACGCUCUCUAUGAUCCACAAUUUGACAACGCUCUUCUCGGCGUUAAUAAUGGUGGUGGUAUGUUGGGUUCAUUUUUUGGUCUUGCAAAUCGAAUGAUGAAUGAAAUGUUACAUAGUGGUCCUAAUAUUGGUGGUAUUUCAACAUUUCUCAGUUCGAAUUCUAAUGAUCCAAAUGUAAAAGUAUUUGGUGUAAGUUCAAUGAAUGUUACACAAAUGUCACGUGGACCAGAUGGUCGUCCACAUGUACUUCAAGCUCAAGAUGAACGUCGUAUGGGACCAGGUGGAGUUUGGCAAACAAAAAAAGCUUUACGUGAUCCAGAUCGUGGUAUUGAUAAAAUGCAAGUUGGAUAUUUUAUUGGUGAUAAUGGUGAAAUUAUUGAACGUCAAUUAGAUCCAAAUAGUGGACAAUAUCGACAAGAUAUAAAACGUCGUGGAAUUCCUUCAAACGAUCCAAAUUUUUCAAAUCAAUGGAGAAUACAAGCACAACAAGCUAUGCAACGACCACGUCCUUUACCAUCACAACAACAACAAUUACCUCCAUCUUAUCAACAAUAUCCACCACAAGCUUUACCACCAUCAGGCCCUUCCUAUCAAUAUUAUUAA